This is a messenger RNA of Acanthosepion pharaonis, 2007 nucleotides long. Lineage: Eukaryota; Metazoa; Mollusca; Cephalopoda; Sepiida; Sepiidae. The record is from the annotation of a GenBank genome assembly.
AUGGCAACAAUUCUUUUCAUUAUCUAUCAAUUAUCUAUCUAUCUCGGUUCAUAUCUAUCUAUCUAUCUAUCUAUCUAUCUAUCUAUCUCAUUCAUGAUCAUUAUCUAUCUAUUUACCUAUCUAUCUAACUGUCUCCCUAUGAAAUACUCAUCUGUUUUUAUCUAUCUAUCUGCUCAUAUGUAUGAACGUAUCUAUCACUCUAUCUCGCAGUUAAUAUCUAUAUACCUAUCCUCAUCUAUCUAUCUAUCUAUCUAUCUAUCUAUCUAUCUAUCUCCCCUCAUCUCUUUAUAUCUAUCUAUCUAUGUAUCUAUCUAUCUAUCUAUCUAUCUAUCUCCGUCUGUUGAUAUCCCUCUAUUCUCAUCUAUUAAUUCAUCUAUCUAUCUAUCUAUCUAUCUAUCUAUCUAUCUAUCUAUCGUCCUCGCACGACCGCUAAAUUUCGGCUUUCGCUAUCUCCCACUAGUCCGACGUUUGAUUCUCAUAUUUAUACAAGUGUGGACGAGUCCACCUCGUCGAUCAGGGUAUAACACCUUCGUCAAUGCAGACACUUUUUCUCUAUCUCUUUCUCUCAUGUAUUAUAAGCGUGUGAUUCACUUUCUUCUUCUCUUCCGCAAAUUCCAAUUCUCUCUCUCUUUCUUUCUUUUUUUCUUUCUUUCUUUCUUUCUUUCUUCUCUUCUCUUCUAUCCUAAUUCUGAGCAUUACCUCGUUCUUCUUCUUCUUCUUCUUCUUCUUCUUCUUCUUCUUUAUCAUCUAAUUGCGAUCCUCAUCAUCAUCAUUGGUGUGAUUUUUUCUUAUUAUAAGGGUGUGAUUCACUUUUUUCUUCUUCUCCCCCACAAAUUCCGAUUCGUUAUCUUUAUCUCUCUCCUUUUUGCUCUGUUUGACUUUUCUCGCUAUACUUAUCUCUCUCCCUCAUUAAUCGCUCUUAAUAUAACGCUGUCUUUCCUUCUUUCCUUUCUUCCUUCCCACAUUUCUUACCCUACUUCCUUCGCUCUUUUCUUCUUUUUCAAUUGUUUCUUGCUUUUCCUCUCUCGUUUUACCUUUCUCUAUUUCUUUUAUUUAAUCCUUCUUUCCUUUUCCCCUUCCUAUUGUCCCAUAUUUUUCAAAUUUUUCCUUUCUACAAACACUUUUUCUCUCAUUAUUUCUCUUUUCACCCCGACUCUCUCUUCACCAUUUCAUUUCUUCUCUUGUUUAUGCCUUUGUUCUUUCUUUUCUCUCUCUUUUUUGACACCUUUUAUUCGUCAUCUUUCACCGUUCCCUCCCUCUAUCAACAAACAGUUUUCUUUCUUUUUGCUCCCACUCCCUGUCUCUCUCUUUUCACAGAACGUGCUCUAUACCACAUUCGUGCUUCUCUCUUACUUUGAUUUUUUUUCUGUUUUUCUUUCACUAUUUCCCCCCCUUUAUUUCACUUUUCCCGCCCUUUCAACGAUUUCUUUUCUUCUCUCAUUUUUCUUCUUUCUUUUUACUUUUCUUUAUCUCUUUCGCCUUCUCUCUUUCACCUUCUCUCUCUCUCUCUUUCACUCUUCAUCUCAUCUUUCUCCUCACGUUUUUCUUUUCUCUCUCUUUCUCUCUCUUUUAUACAAUUUUCUCGCUAUCUUUCACAUUUCUCUCUCUCUCUCCCCUUCUCUAGUAUAUCUAUCAUUCUAUUCUUAUUUCCUUUGCUCUCUUUCUCUUAGACUCGUUUCUUAUUUUCUUCUCCCUCCCUCUUUCUUACACCUUUCACUCUCUAUUCUUAAUUCUCCCCCUUUCUCUCCUUUAUUAAUAUCCCCCUCUCUCUCUCAUAUAAUUUUCUCGCUAUAUUCUACCGUUCACUCUCGAUUCUUAUUUUUCUCCCUCUUUCUUAUUCCUCCCGUUCUUAUUCCGCUCUCUCUCUCUCUCUCUCUCUCUCUUCCUCUUUCUUAUUCCUUCUCCUCUCUGUCUCUAUUCUUUCCGUUCUUUUCGACACUGUUCUCAGCUGGCACUCCUCUUAAUUGUAUGUCCAUCAAAUAUUCACUAUCGGACAGCAACGGCUGA